UGUUUCUGUUUCAGCUGUGCAGCCAGGUCUAGCUGGCUAAGAUUCACUGUGCCCCACUCUCAGGUUGUGACACUCAUACAGGAAUUUCUGGUCCUGGCUGUGUGAUGAAAACCAAGUGUGAGAUGAAAUCAUGACUUACCGUGCGCACAGGGCAAGCUGGAUAUACCCGGGGGUUCACAUGCAUCAGCCAAACGAGGAGGAGGAGGAAAACGCAGAGCACUUAGGAGAAAAUGAGCUAGAUUCCUUAAGGUGGUACCACGAUAAUCUCUCUCGACAUGCAGCUGAGGCACUUUUACUUACAAAUGGCCAGGAUGGGAGCUAUCUGCUAAGGAAGAGUGAAAAAGAAGUCAAUCAUUACUCGCUGUCAGUACGGGCCAAGGAUUCAGUCAAACAUUUUCAAAUACAUCAUUGCGGAGAUUCAUACAAAUUUGGCUUCAAUGAAUAUUCAUGUUUAAAAGACUUUAUUCAACAUUUUGCUAACCAGCCUUUAAUUGGAAGUGAAUCAGGCACCCUGAUUUUACUGAAACACCCUUAUCCUCGUGAGGUGGAAGAGCCUUCAAUAUAUGAAUCUGUUCGGGUUCACACAGCCAUGCAGACCGGACGCUGUGAAUCUGACCUUGUAGCAGUUGCACCCUCGCUUGGUACUAAAGAAGGCUACCUUACCAAACUUGGUGGACGUGUAAAGAACUGGAAAACCAGGUGGUUUAUACUAAAUCGAAAUGAACUUAAAUAUUUUAAGGACCAGAUGAAAGAUUCCAGGAACAAUAUAACAAAAUUAUAUCUGAAGCAAGAAAAGAUGAAAUCAUAUCAUCAGAAGAAAGCAAAUUCUUAACAGUAAUCAACCAAAAAAUUGCCACAUUUUACAUCAUACCAAAAAUCCAUAAAAAUCCAAACAUUCUCCCAGGCCGUUCGAUAGUCUCAGGUAUUAAUAACUUAACAGAGAAAGGUAGUCAAUACAUCGACUAUAGACUCAGAGAAUUUGUGACACAAUUACAAUCUUUUGUGAGAGAUACUAUGGAAUUACUACAUCACUUGGAUAGCAUCCAAAUGAAAAAUGAGAGACUCUUAGUUACAGCAGAUGUCCAAGCUUUAUACACCACCAUAGAUCAUACAUUGGGUAUAGAAGCAGUAAAAAGAUUCCUGAUUUCAUCAUCAAGAGAAGAAAAAUUACACUACUGUUUCAUACUACAAUUAUUAAACUUCUUACUCAACCAUAAUUAUUUUGUUUUUGAUCAACAAUUCUACUUACAAACAAGGGGGACAGCAAUGGGGAUGGCAUGUGCACCAACACUUGCCAACCUCUUCUUGGAUGGUGGGAAAAGCAUACACUCUUUUUGGAUGAAAAUGCAGAAUUUAUAAACCACAUCCCUCUAUGGAUAAGAUACAUUGAUGAUGAAUUCUUCAUUUGGGAAGGUUCGUCUGAAACCCUCAAGCAAUUCCUCAAUCAGUUAAAUGCAAAUAAUUUAAAUAUUAAACUUGCCUGGGAGUAUAACUACAAUGAAGUUACACAAUGAAGUUACCUUUUUGGAUUUAAAAAUCUGAAAAGAUGAAUCAGGAAUUAUACAGAUGGACAUAUAUAGAAAAAAAACAGCCACGAACAAUAUCCUACACUCCACCAGCGUUCAUUCACCACAUACGGUAAAAUAAUUACUAAUAGUAGAAUUCCUAAGAGUCAAGAGAAACUGCUCUGAUGCUGAAACAUAAAAUUUGAGCAGAUGAACUGCAACAAAGACUGAGACAAAGAGGUUACAGCAAUCGCUGGAUAAAAAAAGCAAGACAAAGAGCAAAUGUCACUAGCAGACAGGAACUAUUACAAAAAAAGAACAAAAUAAAAGAUGAACAAGAUUAAUAGUCACCUAUUCCCUCCACACUCAACAAGUAAUCAAUAUUUUACAAAAACACCUAAAGAUUCUAAGAGCAGACCUUCUUCUCAAUCAAAUCAUAGGAGACAAAAUCCAGGUAGGAUACAGGCAGACCAAAAAUCUGAAAGAUAUAUUAAGUCCAAGUCACUUUGUCAAAAGGAAGACAACAAUUAACCCAAUAGCAAAAGAUAACUUCAAAUGUAGAAAUUGUUCAAUCUGUAAACAUAUGCAAACCAUCAAAUUAAUAACUGACACAUUUGGAAAGGUACAUAAGAUACAGACAUAUCAACUUCAACACAGAGGUGUCAUAUAUGCAAUUAAAUGAAAAUGUAAUUUACAUAGGAAUGACCUCAAGAAAAUGAAGUGAGGAUGUUAGAACACUUGAGUGAUAUAAGGAGGGCCAACAAGGAUAAAAAGGAAACGAAAAACAAGUGUAGCAUCCCAUUUCCUUACUUGCCAAAAGGACAAAACUAUUGAAUUCCAAUGCUUUGGCAUAGAAAAAAAUAACAAUGGGAAUUAGAGGUGGAUAUCUGGAACAAACCUUAUUAAGAAAAGAAAGUCGCUGGAUUUAUCUGAUGAACCUAGUACAACCAGAAGGCCUCAAUGAAAAAAACAACUUUUUUACAUACCUGUAAAUCCAUUUUACAUAAAAGUAGAACUUCCAUCUAAACUUACAUACAACAAAGUCAGACUUAUGAGAAAAUGUUGUAUCCGUGAUAUUUAAAGAAAAAUGAGCAACAUUAUUAAAAGUACAGGAUUCAUAAUGAUAUUACAUUUGGCCACUAUUACAAUAAUAUAUAUAAACUUAAAUGUCAUGUCGCCUUGUGAUCUGAAGAACUUUAAUAAACACUGAACCAUUUCCCCAA
Messenger RNA from Bombina bombina (fire-bellied toad), 2728 nucleotides. It is a transcript of the gene DAPP1, whose product is annotated as dual adaptor of phosphotyrosine and 3-phosphoinositides 1. The transcript has 7 exons. The record is from RefSeq and is a predicted model, not a curated record. Bases 131 to 832 code for a protein of 233 amino acids. Lineage: Eukaryota; Metazoa; Chordata; Amphibia; Anura; Bombinatoridae.